ACAUUAACCUCACUGCAAUCUUAGUUUUAAUGGAUUUCGAAUCCUAGUCGUCUCUUGAAAAACAUGUUCACAUCCUUCAAAAAUUACAUUAAGUAGAAGGCUAUCAUGUCAAAUAAAAUUUGAAAUAAAAGUCGUUGAACUUCAUGAUGGAGCGAAAUUCUUGUAUCCUUUUAAUGUUAUGCUCCUUUGCAUUUCUCGACAAAAAUUCUGUUGGGGCCCAAAAGACAAGAUUAAUAAAUGCAACCCUCAGUCAACUUAGUUAUUUCCCAUGCAUGGUCCAAAUUGUUAAAAAAAAUGAUGAACACGUCUGUGGGGGUUGCAUUUUGGAUGAUGAAAAUGUAAUAACAGCCGCUCGAUGUGUCAAGCCAUUCAGACAAAAUUGGAGUGGGACAGAAUUAAAAGUUCGUGGUGGCGACGUUAUUUUGCAAAAUUCCAAGUUACCGACUUUCCAAGUUCGUAAUGUCCGCAAAUUCGUGGUCCAUCCUGAUUUCAACGAGAAAACUUUAGAAAACGAUGUUGCUUUGCUGAAGAUAUCGGAUCCAUUCAUGCCGGCACCUAACCUGCAUGAAGCCCAAAAGGGAUUAAGCACACCACGGGGGCGCUGCUUUCUACCUGGUUGGCAAAAUAAUAAGGGGCUACCUACUUUGCACUUUAUAACGUUUUAUCCCACGGAUAUUGAUAAAUGUGAUCGACGACCAAAGAAAGCCAUAUGUGCCACAAGCCCAAUUCGUCAAGCAGCAUGUAAGAACUAUUUCGGGAGCCCAUUAAUAUGUGGGAAAAAAAUGCAUGGAGUAUUCAUAGGGCCAAAUGGGGCAUGUAAAGGUCGCCCAGCUCUUUUCACUGAUAUUACAGCCUUCGCCGAUUGGUUGGAACAAAUGAUUUAUCAAGAAGAUGAUCUCCCUCAUCCUAGUGGAAGACAAUAGGGAAGUAGUUUAUUCUUUUCAACAAUUAUCUUCAAUCUAUUGGGUGUGAUUUAAAUAAAAGAUGAUGUUGUGAUUGAACAGCAAUUCUUUCAUGAAAGGAUGUAAAUUGAGAUAUUAAUUUUACAUCAGAUAUCAAAAUAAAACAGAAUAAAAUUAAACAA
Molecule: messenger RNA, 1084 nt
Organism: Hermetia illucens (black soldier fly)
Lineage: Eukaryota; Metazoa; Arthropoda; Insecta; Diptera; Stratiomyidae
Product: trypsin-like
Exons: 6
Coding region: 144-923 (259 amino acids)
Biological process (GO): proteolysis
Molecular function (GO): serine-type endopeptidase activity
Source: RefSeq, a predicted model, not a curated record